AAUAGAUACCGAAAGUCCAGAAUCACGGCUAAUAGGCUGAAUGGUUGCUGGGAGAUUGGCUAUUGAUGCGGUCAGACCUGAGGCAUUUACCUCACAGGGUUGCCUCUUUUAGCACCAAAAAUCCCCUGAAUCAAGUAGACGUGACAGGCAGCUCCGAGUUAACGUCGGUCACAAUGAAAUAUUAGCCAGGCUGUAAUUUGAUGUACAUGUCAAUGGAGAGGAAGUGAUCUGUGCUGCCUUGGGGACCAAAUAAAUAGGGAUUGGUUAGUCAGGAGCAUGCCCGUGCGUAAAGCUUAUUACACCAAAUGUGCCUCUUGGUACUGUAGACACAAAAAAAGACAGCAUUUGUUUGUUUGUUUGUUUUUAAAUAGUUUUAAUUUAAAUUUAGAGUCAUUUCUGGGGGGAAAAAAAUUGUUUAAAAUUUUUUUGAUGAGUCAUCCACUACUCAUCCUAUUUGCAUCCAAUCAGAUGCUCUCUAGGACACGUUUAUUAAAUUCAUAUAUUUAAAAUCUAUAUUCUGAAUGUAUAUAUUUCUUUAAAGCUGUCCGUUGUUAAAAGCGCCAUGCAAGUAAAACUGAACUGAACUUUAAUUGAAUUUAUCCCGCUGUGCAUUAUUAGCACCAAGCUAAUAACCAACCAAUAAUGUACGCUUCCUGCGUAUUGUUCUGAUUUCCCCUCUAAAAUCUCGAUGACGCUUCAAACGUGUACAGUGCGACCUUUGCGGGCAGCACAAGGCGCAAGGCUUGAUGGUCCGUGCGCUAUGGCGUCAAGUUUAACGUGCAGUUAACGUUUGUGUCUCAAACCGAGAGUUAGCGUCUGGACGUAUCGAGGCAUACUGGUCUUUUUCCCACUCUCCCGUGAGCAACCUCAUGCUCUCGAUGCCACUGGGAGGCAAAAACACUGUGAUAACAAACCAUUACUAUAAUACUAGAAUAAAUGUAGAAGGUUUGCACAUAGAUAAAAUUUGAAGUAUUUGCUGCGGUAAAUGUUGCCAUUGCCAGUUGCAUUGCCCUGUAGCUUGGUUUCCGCUCUCAUAUGAUAGCCAUCAGUCUGCGAGCUUGAGGACUUACUAGUGAAACCUCACUACCGGUUUACAUGACAUCAGAUUAACGUUAGCUAGCUUGUAAGAACUCUGUUUGGCAAAUAUGUCCUAUGGUCUGCUUUAAGAAUGCAAACUAUUGAUGUAUCCCGUGUUAUGUAAAAUGUUUAAAGUGGCCCGGGCAGGAGUCUGACACCCCGAAACUGGACGAGUUUGUUUUUUGUUUGUUUGUUUUUUUUUAACCGAAAAUGAACUGUACAGCUAGAAAGAAUCUGAAAUCCAGUUUUGUCACAGACAUCCUCUGUCUGUUGAGCAGUAGAAGCAGAAGAGAAGCAGAGAGAGCAAGAGCGAGGGGCUGCAGGCAUGGAGUUGUGGGAUCCACAUUACAGAUGCAAAGCAGGCACUGUUUAUGAUUACUCUGAGAGCAGAGACACAAAACCAGGGACAUUCCAGGAGUCUAAGUGAAUACCACAUCCCAUUUUUGAUUAGGCUCCUACAAAAGAAUGAGUCAAACACUAAAAGCGCAUUCUCAUGGGCCAUCGUGGACCAGUCCAGAGAUAGUACAACACCUGUGUGCGUAACCAAAUGGCACACACAAAUGGCAGUUAGGUUCAUGGCAAGAGCCUGACUGUAGAUAUAAAACCAACAUGGGCAGCAUUUUCUCAUGGAAUUUCAAAUGAUGUAAAGAUCAACAUAAGUGAAGAAGCACAGUGAGAUGGUUGACAAGCCGGAUACAGUCCAACUCCACCAGAUCUCCAGGCAACUGAUGAUGAAAGUACCGUUUAUUCACUGUGUGGGAGAGGUUAUUUCGUGGCCCUGCUUUUCUUCCACUACACCAAGCGCCUAUCUUUAUCUAAAGUACUUCAAGACGGUUGGCCUGGCCAAUCCCCAAAGAGAGCAGAGAGAAAGAAAGGAGGAUACGAUUAGUGGACUUUCACUCUUGAGAAAAUGCGCCUGGGGUUUAACUCGCAACUCGUAAAUCUCAUGUCACACAUGAUCUUUGCAUUUUUUUUUUUUCCUCUCCGGGCAGUGCCACAUAGCAUCUCCCAAUACAAAGCAAGACCCAAAUAUAUUAAGCAUGUAUGUUUGAGUACAAAAGAGAUUUUAUAGAGAAAAGCUUGAUUCUCGGUCUUGAUUCUCAGCCUUUCCUACCGUGUCGAGAUGCAAGGAAGGCCUGAUGUGUCUUGGGAGAAAUCACAACGAGUAGAAGCUGAGCCUUCUCAUUCUUUUUCACCUUCAUCCCACCGCUUUUUUCAUUACAAGGUAUGACAAAACAGUUUGUGUGGAUACUGGACAUUCAUUCCUCCACCGAGUGUGCGGUUAACUAGAUGUUAAUCUAUCCUAUUGUGUGCAGUGGAACAACCAUGGCCGAAUUUCAUCCGGUGACUCUUAUCAAUGUCUGAGUUGUUCGGCACAAAAUAAUCACCCGUAGUGUGUUUAUUGUGUUUAUAUGUGUUAUGUGCAAGAGGUGUAACCGUACAGCUGCUCAUUCACUCAAUUAUCCAAUCAUCCAGUGAUGUGGCACGCGUAAAGCCAUGCGGAUACAGUUCAAGAGCCUCAGGUAGUGUUCACGUCAAACAUCAGAAUGUGAUCUCAGUGACUGUGGCGUGGUUGAUGUGCCAUAUGUUCUUGUUUGAGUAUUUCAGAAAUCGCUGGGAUUUCCAAUCAUGGCGAUCUUUAGAGUUUGAGAAAAAAAACCUCCAGUGAGCAGUGGACGGACGUCCUGUGGACGGAAACGCCCGUUUGAAGAGAGAGGUCAGACUGGUUCAAGCUGACAGGACGUCAACGGUAUAUCGGAUAACCGGUCUUUACAUCCGUGGUGAGCAGAAAAGCAUCUCAGAACUCCAGAGCCAGAGCUGCGGACCACAUCAGGGUCCACUCGUGCUGGCCAAGAACAGGAAUCUGAGGCUACAGUAGGCACAAGAUUAUUUAAACAUGUAAGUGAUAAAUAGUCAAAGACUAACAACUUUGGCCAGCUGUAAACCGGUGAACCGAGAUGAGCUUUGACUCAUUAAAAAGAGCCGUAAUUGCCAUCACUAGUGCAAACAUUCUCCCCAGCCCAAUAUUUUACUGUUUACCAAGUUCGUCCCCCUCCUCUGACUCCCACCCUCCCUCCGUCCGCCUUUGUAAUCUCCUCCCCUUGUGAGCUGUGGGUGUUGUGGGAACAUCUCGGCUGCCGAAACUGGCAUCAUCUCCAGCACUCUACACACUGCUUCUCAGUCGGGACGGACAAGUUCCACUACUGCACCACUGAAGACCGUCUUUAGCUCUCUGGCACCUCUGGAUCACCAGCUACGGAGAGGAGAUUCAGUGUGCUGAGAAGGUUCAGGAAGCUUGGGGUUUGCUCUGUCCAGUCAGACGGCUGAUUUGUACAGAGGACAGAGGUAGCUCACAGCAGCAGCCAUGACCAAAAGCAGCGGGGAGAAACCGCGCUCUCGCAGCCGGGUGCAGAGGAUCCGUGAGGACAUCCAACUGCGCUCCCUGAAGGCCAAGAAGAAAGUAGAGGACAUCACCAAAGACGACGUUAAGACCUUCUUGAGGAGGAAUGCCUUCGUGCUUUUAACCAUCGGCGCAGUUGCCCUUGGCAUCAUACUCGGAUUUGCCCUGCGGCCAUAUAAGAUGUCCUACAGAGAGGUGAAAUAUUUCUCCUUCCCCGGAGAGCUCUUAAUGCGCAUGCUCCAGAUGUUGGUCCUCCCUUUGCUGGUGUCCAGUCUGAUCACAGGCAUGGCAGCACUUGACAGUCGGGCUUCAGGGAAGAUGGGGAUGCGAGCCGUGGUGUACUACAUGACCACAACGUUCAUCGCCGUGUUCAUCGGAAUCAUCAUGGUCCUCAUCAUCCACCCUGGCAAAGGCUCCAAAGAUGAGUUCGCUAAGCAGCAGAAAAUCGAGCAAAUCAGCCCAGCCGACGCCUUCCUGGACUUGAUCAGAAACAUGUUUCCUCCCAACCUGGUUCAAGCUUGCACACAGCAGUUCAAAACCCAAUACAGCAAAAGAGUUGUACAUGUGAAGGAGAUAGUGAAUGACAGCAUUUUUAAUCUGACCAACACCACCCAAGAGGUCGCUCAUGAAGAGAUCAUCCCAAUCCCUGGCACCACAAACGGAGUCAACGCCCUCGGGCUGGUCGUGUUCUCCAUGUGUUUCGGCCUGAUCAUUGGGAAUAUGAAGGGGGAGGGCCAAGCGCUCAGGGACUUUUUCGACUCCCUCAACGAGGCCAUCAUGCGUCUGGUCGCCAUCAUCAUGUGGUACGCACCCAUCGGUAUCCUCUUUUUGAUCGCUGGUAAAAUUGUGGAAAUGGACGACAUCACUGAAAUGGGAGGGCAACUAGGCAUGUACACCGUGACGGUCAUCAUAGGCCUCCUAAUCCACGGGUGUAUUAUUCUACCCACACUCUUCUUUGUCAUCACCCGGAAGAACCCCUUCAUCUUCAUCACUGGCAUAUUGCAGGCCCUAAUCACUGCCCUGGGAACGUCGUCCAGUUCAGCCACUCUGCCCGUCACAUUCAAGUGCUUAGAGGAGAACAAUAAAGUUGACAAGAGGGUGACCCGCUUUGUGCUGCCAGUUGGCGCGACCAUCAACAUGGACGGAACGGCACUGUACGAGGCGCUGGCUGCCAUCUUUAUCGCCCAGGUCAACAACAUGGAGAUGAACUUCGGACAGAUCAUAACUAUUAGCAUCACAGCCACAGCUGCCAGUAUCGGAGCUGCUGGAAUCCCCCAGGCUGGACUGGUCACCAUGGUCAUCGUGCUGACCUCCGUGGGCCUGCCCACCGACGACAUCAGCCUCAUCAUCGCAGUGGAUUGGUUCCUGGACCGACUGCGCACGACAACCAACGUGCUAGGCGACUCCAUAGGAGCAGGCAUUGUGGAAUUCUUGUCCCAAGAUGAGCUGCAGGACGGCGAUUUGGAGAUGUGCAACUCUGUAUUGGAGGAGAACGAGUUGAAGAAGCCUUACCAGAAGAUUCCUCAACAGAAUGAGUACGAGAACGAGAAACCUCCAGACAGCGAAACAAAGAUGUAGUGAAUCCCAGAGUCCUGUUGUGGUGUGCCCAAGCAGGGAUUUCUUUCUGUAUGUGUGCGUGUGUGUGCGUGUGUGUGUGUGUGUGUGUGUGUGUGUGUGUGUGCGUGCGUACGUGUGUGUGUGUAUGAGUAUUCCAUUUUUUCAUUGGCUACUUUUGGUACUUCGCCAUUCCUACAUGUUUUGUGUGCCGUAUCUCUGUCACAUUUCCAUUAUUCAUCGAUUCCUCGUUUUACGUUAAUCCUCGCCCGUGAAUUAAGACAUUUUAAGACUUCUCGGUUAUAUCGUGACCGGACACGCUUUAGAAAAGGAACUGCCGGGAUUUGAAGGUUUCGACACUUAAGAAGGUUUAGACAGGCAGGACAAGAUGGCGGACUCUAGAAAGUAAAGUGCUGAUUUGACUUGUGGUUAAAAAUCCAUGAGGUUUAACGUGAAGAAUGUGAUGUAAAAAGAACUGAAUGGAAACCGGAGGGUCAUAUGUCACAUGACCGAAUAUCAUCCAGUGAUAUAUACACGGAAAUGCAUUUUUAUGUAGUGCCUCGAUGAUCUAUCGAUCGAUCGGACAGAUGAGAUGAUUAAUAAUUUGUCCCUGGGGUUGGGAUUAAAAUUACAGGUGGUUCGUUUGAUGUUUUCGGCUCCUAACAUCCAGCAGUAAAAGUUAAAGACGCGUUUAUUAAACACUGCGUGAUAGGAACGCCGACUUGCUCCACUAUGUUGCCCCUGCGUUUAAAACCACCAGUGUAAACUGUUUCUAGUGAGGCAUCAACUAGCUUUAUAAGGCUUUGGUUUAUUCACUCGGUCAAAAAAAAAAAAAAAACUGUUUCUUUUACUGUUUGCUUCGUUUUCUUUGUACUUACCUUGUCUUUAUUUUAAUCCUGGAAGCAUCAAAAUGUUCACAGUAUUUUCAUACACAUCCCGGAUACGGUGUUACUUUCCCUCGCAUAUCUCUAGGACAUCCUGGUAGCACACUUGAAACCCUCGAAUGUUACACCUUUGCUGCCAUUUGCUAACAUAAAUAGUUUAUAUUAUAUAGAUAGCAUAUUAUAUAGUCGUAGCUUUGGAGAGUUAAUUGUAGAUAUUGUGAACGAUAUUGUGAAGUCUCCCGAGGCUGCACUGAGCUGGGACGAAGUGUCAUUUUGAGAACCGGAUAAAAUUCAGGAUCCGACAUUACAGACACAAACAUGCCGAGCGUCUACUAACUCACUCAAAUGAAGAGAAACUGUGAUUUUGCUUCUUUUUCGUGAUGCGUCUAUGGGGAUCUUGUUCAUCUUGUCGGUUAUUUGCCCCCUUAGAUCCGCGCGCAUGCAAAAUAAAAUACCGCAUGUGGUUUCAAACUACACGGAAUAAAUGAAACUGUAGGUUUGUCUAUGGUAAAUAUAGUUUUGAAUAAAAUGGAAAAUAUUGUA
Messenger RNA from Ictalurus punctatus (channel catfish), 6459 nucleotides. It is a transcript of the gene slc1a3b, whose product is annotated as solute carrier family 1 member 3b. The transcript is spliced from 10 exons. Gene Ontology annotation, cellular component: plasma membrane. The coding region runs from base 3443 to 5056 and encodes 537 amino acids. Gene Ontology annotation, biological process: D-aspartate import across plasma membrane; L-aspartate import across plasma membrane; L-glutamate import across plasma membrane. The record is from RefSeq and is a predicted model, not a curated record. NCBI's taxonomy places the organism in Eukaryota, Metazoa, Chordata, Actinopteri, Siluriformes, Ictaluridae. Gene Ontology annotation, molecular function: glutamate:sodium symporter activity; L-glutamate transmembrane transporter activity; neutral L-amino acid transmembrane transporter activity.